Molecule: messenger RNA, 5305 nt
Organism: Anolis carolinensis (green anole)
Lineage: Eukaryota; Metazoa; Chordata; Lepidosauria; Squamata; Anolidae
Gene: satb1
Product: SATB homeobox 1
Exons: 14
Coding region: 1609-4095 (828 amino acids)
Biological process (GO): regulation of transcription by RNA polymerase II; chromatin remodeling
Molecular function (GO): RNA polymerase II cis-regulatory region sequence-specific DNA binding; DNA-binding transcription factor activity, RNA polymerase II-specific
Source: RefSeq, a predicted model, not a curated record
GCUCAAACUGCUGUGUUCCUGUUUCUAGAUAGUGUUUUGCUUCUUUGUCUCUUUAAAAGGUCACAGUGAAAGCUUGGCCUGGAUUAUGACAGCCAUAUGGAAUGGAUAAGAACAGAGCCUCUCUUAAAUGUGAUUAAGGGGUUUAUCUGGAGGGAGGAGGAGGAGGGGAAAGGGAAGAAAGGGGAGGGGGCUAACUCCGAAAGUGAGGAAGGCACAGGAGGCUAUUCUUGUCGAAGCAUAGCUUGGAGAACUGAAUUCAAUUCUGGAAAUGUUUACUGUGUUCCGGUCCCAUAGUAGUAGUGGAUUUGGGAAACUAAAUGUUGAAGCUAGUGCUUGCCCUGAAAACCUCUAAGAUGGAGCAAACCUUGUACCCAAAAAGUCAUGUUAUCACCAGACACAAUAGUUCAGUUCAUGAAGCUGUCAAGAGACAGGCCAUGCUGACUUGUUGAUGACUUUUUCAGGAGGGACACUUUGAACUUUAGCCUUAGGGAGUUUAAAUUACUAAAUCCUGUGUUUUAUGUUCAUGUAAUUUUUCAUUUCAACAUCAAUCUUUUUGCAAGACAACCGAGUGAAAAGAUAUGUCAUGGAUUUGUGUUGAAGAAUGACCUAUUCAGUAUUUUAUUUUGUUCAGUACACAUAAAAAGGAAUUGUAAUCUUAUCAUCAUUGUUUGUUGCAUGUUAGCUAAUGUUGAGCAGGUAUGUGAUACGGAUUUAUUGUUGUUUCACCAAAAAUCUAGAAGCAGGUGAGUUUAAAAAUUGUAGGAAGUGAAGGUGAUUUUUUUUUGUUUUCUAUUCAAGGUAUUUGGAGACCAUCUACUAAAUUUCAUGGAGUAAUAGAAAAGUAGUGUCAAACAAAGUGUUCUGGAGAAGCAAUGCCAAACAAAGUCGAUGUUAGUAAUUUAGAUGUGCAGUUUUAGGUUAAACAGCAGUUAAUGUAAUGAAAAAGAAUAAUCUUGAUUAAAAAAAGUGAUUAAAGUAGGCAUAUUUAUUGUUAAUGAGACUCAUAACCAAAAACAGAUGGGACCACAAUCAACGGUAAACCUUUGGUUCUCAGCAUGUCACCCUAGAGUGUAAGGAUAAAUAACCAUUAUAUUCUAAACUUUAUAGUUAUUCAGCUGGCAUUCUUAAGGUUGCUUCUAAACCUACGGAUUAGCACACUUUUUAUGAAAGACAAAGCAGCCAAUGAUUAAACAAGAAACAAAUUAGAAGGGGAAUAUAUAGCGUCUCUAGCAAAAUGAAGAUUUUAAUGGAGCUGAAAAAGUAAUAAAUUUCCUAUAUGCUCAAAAGUGCCUAUUAAUGGGUUAAUACCUUAUAUGGUUGUGCAAUUCCUCACCCCAUAUUUUAAUGUUUAUACCUAACAAUGUAAGUAUUGCAUCACAAAUGACUGGUCACCUGUUCUUAGUGAUCAUGCUGCAUAAGUAAUACAGCAGGCAUUAUAGUUAAAUCGUAGUGAGGAGAAGUGUCAUAUUGCCUAUUACACUUAUGAAGUAAGAAUCCGUUUUGAAUAAAAGUACAGCCAAAUCCUUUAACUCAUUUUCCAAGAAUCAACAGCUUCUCCCUCUGUCUUCAUUCUGUUUCUUCCGGUGAUCUUUAGAGGCGGGACUGAGUAUGGAUCAUUUGAACGAGACAACUCAGGGGAACGAACAUUCAGAAAUGUCUAACAAUGUAAGUGAUCCGAAGGGUCCACCAGCCAAAAUAGCCCGCUUGGAGCAGAAUGGGAGCCCAUUAGGAAGAGGAAGACUUGGAAGUACAGGAACUAAAAUGCAAGGAGUACCUUUAAAACACUCUGGACACCUGAUGAAAACACAUGCUAGAAAAGGAACCAUGCUUCCAGUUUUCUGUGUAGUGGAACAUUAUGAAAACUCCAUUGAGUAUGAUUGCAAGGAAGAACAUGCAGAAUUUGUUUUGGUAAGGAAGGACAUGCUAUUCAACCAGCUGAUUGAAAUGGCAUUGCUAUCACUUGGAUACUCUCAUAGCUCUGCUGCCCAAGCAAAAGGACUUAUCCAAGUUGGGAAAUGGAACCCAGUUCCGCUCUCCUAUGUAACAGAUGCUCCUGAUGCUACAGUAGCUGACAUGCUGCAGGAUGUUUACCAUGUGGUCACACUGAAAAUUCAGUUGCACAGUUGCCCUAAUCUAGAAGACUUGCCUCCUGAACAAUGGUCUCACACAACAGUAAGGAAUGCUCUGAAGGACUUACUGAAGGAUAUGAACCAGAGUUCAUUGGCCAAGGAAUGUCCCCUUUCACAGUGGGCCCUUGGGAUCUGCUGUGGUUUGGUUCCAGAAUCCCCCAGUAUGAUUUCUUCCAUUGUGAACAGCACUUACUAUGCAAAUGUCUCAGCAGCAAAAUGUCAGGAAUUCGGGAGGUGGUAUAAACAUUUCAAGAAGGCAAAAGAUAUGAUGGUUGAAAUGGAUAGCCUUUCUGAAUUAUCACAACAAGGUGCCAACCACGUCAACUUUGGUCACCAACCAGUCCCAGGGAACACAGCUGAGCAGCCACCAUCCCCUGUUCAGCUUUCUCAUAGCAGCCAACCAUCUGUUCGGACCCCACUUCCAAACCUGCACCCUGGACUUGUAUCUACUCCCAUUAGUCCUCAGUUGGUAAAUCAGCAGCUGGUAAUGGCUCAGUUGCUAAACCAGCAGUAUGCAGUGAACAGACUUCUAGCCCAACAAUCCUUAAAUCAACAGUACUUGAACCAUCCUCCUCCUGUCAGCAGAUCCAUAAACAAGCCGUUGGAGCAGCAGGUCUCAACUAACACAGAGGUGUCUUCCGAAAUCUACCAGUGGGUGCGUGAUGAAUUGAAACGAGCAGGAAUCUCGCAGGCAGUUUUUGCACGUGUGGCAUUUAACAGAACUCAGGGCUUGCUCUCAGAAAUCCUGCGAAAGGAAGAAGACCCCAAGACUGCUUCACAGUCUCUCCUAGUAAACCUUCGGGCUAUGCAGAAUUUCUUGCAGCUGCCAGAAGCAGAAAGAGAUAGAAUAUACCAGGACGAAAGGGAAAGGAGCUUGAACGCCGCUUCUGCUAUGGGCCCCACGCCUCUUAUAAGCACACCACCUAUCCGACCUACACAACAAGAAAAGAGCCAAUGUAUGAGUUACAUAGGGACUCAAGAGAAAACAGGAGUUUCCAUGAAGCUGCACAUGCUUUUACAAGUAAAAACAGCAACUAUUGCAACAGAAAGGAAUGGCAAACCAGAAAACAAUACAAUGAACAUUAAUGCUUCCAUUUACGAUGAGAUCCAGCAGGAAAUGAAGAGAGCUAAAGUGUCUCAAGCAUUAUUUGCCAAGGUCGCAGCUACUAAAAGCCAGGGAUGGCUCUGUGAACUCUUGCGCUGGAAAGAAGAUCCUUCCCCUGAGAACAGGACCCUGUGGGAGAAUCUGUCGAUGAUCCGGAGAUUCCUCAGUCUUCCUCAACCCGAACGAGAUGCCAUUUACGAACAAGAAAGCAAUGCAGUUCAUCACCAUGGUGACAGGCCUUCCCACAUUAUCCAUGUUCCAACAGAACAGAUUCAGAGCUCCUCUCCCACCAACCUUGGGAAAGGAGAACAUAGAGGCGCUUUCUUACCUGGCCUGCUGACCACUGGACCUUGGCUGGGCGCUGCUCCCCAGCAGCAGCAACAGCAGCAGCAGCAGCAGCAACAACAACAACAGCCACAGCCUCCACCAGGUCCAAGGUUACCUCCAAGGCAGCCAACAGUAGCAUCACCAGCUGAAUCAGAGGAUGAAAAUCGUCAGAAGACCCGUCCAAGAACAAAAAUUUCAGUAGAAGCCCUGGGCAUUCUCCAGAGCUUUAUUCAAGAUGUAGGCUUAUACCCCGAUGAAGAAGCAAUCCAGACUCUUUCAGCUCAACUUGACCUACCCAAGUACACCAUUAUCAAGUUCUUUCAGAACCAGCGAUACUAUGUCAAGCAUCAUGGAAAGCUGAAAGAUAACUCAGGCUUGGAAGUGGAUGUUGCAGAAUAUAAGGAAGAAGAGUUGCUUAAAGAUUUGGAAGAGAAUGUCCAAGACAAAAGUACGAACACACUUUUUUCAGUUAAAUUGGAAGAAGAAUUAUCAGUAGAAGGGAACACUGACAUUAAUACUGAAUUGAAAGACUAAUUGAAAAAGUAUUUAUUCAAUGGUGUCACUGCUAUUUACUAACGAAAUGAAAAUUCCAUCCUGUGUUCUGUCAGCAACCUCUUUAUUCAUUGUUUGGCCAAUGAAUCUUCCAAAACUUGCACAAAAGUUGAGAAAAUUAAAGGAUAAUACAGACUGCACUAGAUAAUUUACAAACUGCUUCAGAGCUACAGACGAAGCAUCGAGGAUUGUUUCAUAUUAAUUUGUGUUCACUGGGUACACCAAUCGGUAUCCAAUAAGCAUGAUUAUCUGUGGGUUGUUUUUUAUUAAUUAUUAUUAUAGAGCUUUCAGACAAGCAUUACUUCUGUGAUUUAUUGUUUGUUUCUGUUUCUUUUCCCAGUUAUUACUGUUAACACUCCACACUUGAUCUUUGAAAGCUCGCAUUUAUUUAAAUAAGAGAAAAAAAGGAGAGUUUGUUACUCUUGCUCUAUUGUAUGUUACAAAAGAACUAUAGACUGUGAGAUGCAGUUUAAAGUUAACAUAUGCCAACAAAUGCCUUGUAUUAUAUGGCACUGCCGUAACUCAGAUUUGUUUUCUUUUCAGAAAUAAGAGGUCACUGUAUCUUUUUCAUUCUCAUUGUUACAUGAAUUUUUUUAAACAAAAUGUGAAACACAGUUUAUCCCCAUUAUUUAUUUGUAGAUCUCACGUCAUCAUGUUGUAAUUAAUUUUUAGACGUUUCUGUUAAAUGUAAUAUUGCUUCUCUUGUUAUCAUACUGAUUUUUUUCUAUUUAUAAAUGUAUUUUGAUGGGCAGUAAAACAAAGUGUCUUAAAAGUUUUAAAUAGAGAAAAUGUGCUUUACACAGUUGCCUAUAAAAAGUGCUCUAUGUUAUCCAAGCAAUUCAUACUAUAAGCUUCACUCUUAUUGUUGUAUGCAAUUUUUACUAUCAUGCAAAUAAGCUUAGGUAAAUAAAACUAAUAGAUCACCUUAGAAACUUAUGCAAUUAAUGUGAAAAUAAUUGAUGUUUGCAAUGUGUCUUCCUUUGGUUUACAAUCAAUUUUAAAGCUACAGCUGUAUAAAUCUUUCUGUAUAAAGGUGUAUUUCUUUUUUAUGAGUUUAUUGCUAUGAAAACACCAGUUAUUUUGUUACAGCUGGCUGUUUUUAUAAGUGUAUCACAAUUUUCUUUAUGCAGAAAUGUUCUGACUAGGAGUGGUUAUUGACUGUAACUACACAAUUAAAAUUGUUUGUAUGGUA